CUGCAUUCGCGUGCACAAAUUCCCGUUCAGCCUCCACAUCCCAUCCCCAUCAAAUCGUACUGGCACCAUCCGCCCUCACCACUUGCUCGCCAUCGUUCGACAGAAUCACUCCCCAGGACUGCUGAUACCGUCAUCAUUGGGAGUGGCAUCACAGGUGCUAUGGUUGCCUGGAAUCUACUGGAAAAGGGUGUGAAGGAUAUUGUCAUGUUGGAAGCGAGGGAUGCUGUCGGUGGGGCGACAGGCAGGAAUGGCGGCCACACUAAGGCAGCAUCAUAUCGUACUUAUCCUUCUCAUGUUCUUUCGCAUUCUCCAUCCACAGCCGCAAAGAUAGCCCGCCUCGAGCUCGCCAACAUCCGCGACACUCAUGCCUUUGCAUCUACCCACUUGAUUGCGUGCACGUCUCGUCCAUGCCAAACCACGGAUAUCAUCUAUGACCCAGCGACGUACACAUCAGGCAUCGAUGCGAUUCAUACUCUGCAGUCCAAUCUUGGCGCAGCUGAUGCUGCUGCCUCAUAUAAGAUCCUAGACGCUGAAAAGACGGUAACCAAAUUUCUAGUCGGACCUGAGAAAGCCCCGGGUGGAAUUCAUGCCCCUGAGAAGGUUGAUGGUGCGUUUGCAUACGAAGCAGGGUCCAUAAAUGCAUAUGCCUUCACUUCUGGCGUAUUGAGCCUCUGUAUUUCGCGUGGCAUGACUCUGUAUACCCACACGCCCGUAACUGGUGUUAUCGCAUCCUGGCCGUCUCCAGCUCAGGAUUUCAGAUAUGCCGUACCUACUGCCCAAGGCACCAUAAACGCACGCCGCGUCGUGCUCGCAACAAAUGGUUAUACGGCAAAUUUGUUGCCGAGUCUGCAAAGCAUCAUCGUACCGUUGCGAGGUCAGAUAGCUGCGUUGAAAGUGCCACAGGGCAGCACUCUUCCGACACUGCUGCCUAGUACGUACAGUUUCAUGUACGAUGGUGGUUAUGAUUAUAUGAUACCACGGCUCAGCACGAGUAGUAACUCCGACGGGACCGGGAGAGAAGAACAACACAUUAUCAUUGGUGGAGGACUGGGCCGUUUGCCAUCUAGUGGAGCGAGCGAGUACGGCACGGUGGAUGAUAGCGAACUGAACCCGGCGACUUCGGAGUAUUUGGCUGAUAUAGGCAGGGCUUAUUUCGGAAAGCACUGGACGGGGUAUAGGGGUGGUGGUGAUGAUGGUGAUGACGUCGUAAGAGAGUGGACAGGUAUUAUGGGGGUCACGCCGGAUGAUAUGCCAUUUAUCGGAGAAGUCCCCAUGCCCCUGGUCUUCGAAGGCGCAGCGCAGAAUCAGGUAGGAGAGCGAAGUAGAAAUGGAUCCUCCGGGUUGUUCAUUGCAGCUGGCUUCAAUGGACAUGGUAUGGCACUUGCGCUCAAGUGUGCUGAGGCUCUCGCAGAUCUGAUGCAAAGCGGCGAUGCUGCGAUACCACAGUGGUUCCCGAGGGAGUUUCUCAUCAGCGACGACAGAAUACAGAAG
This is a messenger RNA of Pseudovirgaria hyperparasitica, 1491 nucleotides long. RefSeq names its product FAD dependent oxidoreductase-like protein. Gene Ontology annotation, molecular function: oxidoreductase activity. The transcript has 3 exons. The record is from RefSeq and is a predicted model, not a curated record. Lineage: Eukaryota; Fungi; Ascomycota; Dothideomycetes; Acrospermales; Acrospermaceae. Gene Ontology annotation, cellular component: cytoplasm. The annotation marks the transcript as partial.